Molecule: messenger RNA, 1289 nt
Organism: Cheilinus undulatus (humphead wrasse)
Lineage: Eukaryota; Metazoa; Chordata; Actinopteri; Labriformes; Labridae
Product: CXXC-type zinc finger protein 5-like
Exons: 3
Coding region: 30-1250 (406 amino acids)
Cellular component (GO): nucleus
Molecular function (GO): zinc ion binding; methyl-CpG binding
Source: RefSeq, a predicted model, not a curated record
UGUGCGUGUGUGCAUGUGUGUAUGAGGUCAUGUCCGGGAUGACGAGCGGCGUCUGCGUGGAGAGUGACCUCUCCUCGAUGCUCCAGAGAAGCUCCGCCCCCUCCCACCACCACCCGAAUCACCACGGUUAUGGCGGACAGGGACAGGUGUCGGGUCUCGCUCCGAUGUUGGACUACACCUCAGAGAUGGAUCGUUACCGCUCGUCCAUCGCCAGCUUCUAUAAGACCAACGUCAACAUGAACAUGAACGUCACAAACUUUCCUCAGUCGGCCAAACUGGCGGCCCGUUUGGCGGCUGCCACCCCUAUCUUCCCUCCCACCGCCGCCAGGCUGGGCGCAAUGGCGACAGCGCCCUGGGGCUGCCACGAAAACAUGAACAUGAACAUGAAUCACCCGGCAGCCAUGUUCUGGGGCCGACCCAAGCCUGUAGCGACUGGCCCGACACAUCAUCACCACCAUCACCAUCACCCAACAGCGACACCGAGUCACAUGUCCUCCUCACACCCCCACGGUACCAGCAUGCACCAGGGUAGCGGGGGAUCAGGAGGGGGAGGGGGUGGAGGUGGCAGCGAAGGGGGAAGAGCUGAAAAACACGGACACACUGCCCCUUCACUUCCCGUCACACAGGGGACGUCGCAUCAUCACCCCAUGGCGCCAAGCAAUGGGAACUUCCUCCCAAGUUAUGGUGGCGGAGCGGACUGCGGCGCUAUGAACAAACAAGGACACGCCCAUGCAGACAUGAUGGGCCUAUCAGAUGGUGGAAGCUGCAAUGGGGGAGGGGUGAUGGGGGGCGGCUUCCUAGGGGGACUAGGAUUACCUCCAGGGGUCAUUGUCAUGGCGAUGGGCUCAGCAGGAGGCGGGAUCUCAGACGCAGGAAGCGCCUUCCAAAUGACAGGAGGCCAGCGGGCCCUAACAGACUGCCAGCAGCACGCAAACUCCUCGCCCUGCCCAUCCUCCUCAUCACCCUCAUCAUCAGGGGUGACAACAGGAGGCGUGGCCUUGUCAUCAUCCUCUUCCUCGUCAUCAGGGGCAGUGGCAAAAAGGAAGAGGAAACGCUGCGGCGUGUGUGGGCCAUGCAGGCGACUCAUCAACUGCGGGGUCUGCUCGUCCUGCCGCAACAGGAAGACAGGUCACCAGAUCUGCAAAUUCAGGAAGUGCGAAGAGCUGAAGAAGAAACCAGGGGGAGGAGGGGGGGUUCUGGAGCGGCCGCCCUCCGUCCCAACAGGCGAGGCUUUCCGUUGGUUUUUCUAACUUUCCCUCCGCUCGCAGACAGCGGAGGGAGCAUGAGGU